AUGCAAAGCUGUAGUUUGCCCAUGCGUGGUUUACGCAAGCCAUGGCAUCCAGCGCUGUGUUUGGGCGUCCUAGUUUUGGGGUUCCAGCUCCUUUCCUGGGCCUUUGUGCAGCCCAGCUCCGUGAGGAGCGGGGGGAGGAGACCUCGUCAUGUCCUACGUCGCAGCCAAGGAGAGGAGGCCGAUCCAGUGGACACGGUGGAAGCCGAUGCAGACGAGGAGGGCGAAGUCCUUUAUUUCGGCGGCGUCUCGCAAGAGCGGGAGGAGCCUGAGGAGACAGAAGCCAUGCAGAUCGCCGGCAGGAUUAACCAGGCCCUGGCGAUGCGCCGCUUGCCGCUGGCCCGGCUCGAGGAAGCUCCGAUCGCGCCAGUAGAAACAGGUUGGUACGAAGAGUUGGACGUGCCGCCCGACGCCACCAUGGAAGAGAUCCGACUGAAGUACUUAGAGAUUGCGGAGGAUGUAGAGGAGCGGCUGGGGUACCUUCUUGAAGAAGGCAGAGGCGGCUCCUACGAGGAGCAGCUGCUCACGAGGGACGACGAUGAGGACGACGAGUGGAACUGGGCCAGAUGGGAGGAGGGCAACAACGAGUCAGGGAUUACCCUGCAGCCGGAGAGCUCCCUCAUGGAGGCUCCUCCUGAGAACCCAGAGUCGCCCGAGGAGGAGGCUGAGAUCUUGGCCCAGGAAUUCUACCGGGUCUCGAAUCUCUACCAGAUCCUUUCCGUGCCACAGCUGCGGAAGAUCUACGACGAGGGCGGCGUUGAGGGCUUAGCCAUGAAAGUCCCUGCGCUUCGCAAAGGACUUCUGGAGCCCGAGCGCGUCCUGAAAAUGGCCCAGGGCAUCAAGACUCCGACAAAGCAGCGAGAGAGCCUCUUGCUUCGUCAGGAGCCACGGGAGAAGACCUUCCGCCGGUACAUGGGCAAGAACUCCAUUCGACAGGUCCUUCGCAGAAUCACCGACUGCCUAAGGGUAUGGUGCUUCAAGAGCAAGGAGAGCCUCAAAUUUCGCAAGAACACGAUCUACGAAGAGUUGCCGGAGAUAGCGGUGUUCGGCCGCGUGAACUCUGGGAAGUCAGCGAUGCUCCAGCACCUCUUCAGCGCGACGAACCCUAGAAGAAAUGGCCAUUUCUCCGUCGCCCAGACUCCUGGAAAGACCAAGGGUGUGCAAGUCUACUGCCUCAACCGCCGCUUUACGAUCGCAGAUAUGCCGGGUUACGGCAAGAACGAUCGCAGACACGAGGUGGCGCAGGAAAUCCACAACAAGUGGGAUUCCCAAUGGAAGCCUUUGGUUGAGGAGUACCUCAAGACCACACACUGGCUCAGGGCUGCCAUCUACGUCCAUGACAUCGGCAAAGAUGCCCGCUGGCAACAGGAGCGUCAAGCACCACCCCCUCCCAGCGCCGAAGAGCGAGCAGCUGCUGCGUCCAUUCUUGCAGCCGGCAUCAAGGGCGAGGAACCAGAGAGCGACGUUGAAGACCUCCUAAGACCUGACCUGGGUUUCGAUCCUCUGACGGUCUUCCGGGAAAGCUACGCGCAGGCUUGUGGUUUGAUGGAGAAGGUUCUGGAGGUGCCACCCCUGGGGGAGCAGUUUACGGCUGCGGUCACGGGCCUCCACGCCAUCGGGAAUAUCUUGGACCGUCUCUUCCAAGCAUGGGCUACAGAUGACUUGGGCCGUUUGUCCCAGAUGAGGGAGGACAGCGAGGGCUUCGCCAAGAGCUUCGGAGGCCGCGACAAUCCGCUUCAGUCGCUGUUGGCCCACGCCGGCUUUGAGCGCCGGGACACCGACGGGACAAGCGGAAAGCCAGGCGCUGUCUGGGUAUUGGAUCACACCAACCCUUCGAUUCGCCUGCGUGCACUGACGGUGCGGCUUUGCUUGCGCCGCUUCGCAGAGUUGCAGAGGCUGCGGGGCACGCACCGCUGGGCGCAGUCAAGCAACGCUGCAGUGGCGCCGAAGCCAGACGAGGCCUCCCUGCAGGAGCUACUGGAGCUCUACAAGGCUCCACCAGAAGGAGUUCGGCCCUCGGCGCGUGAGCGGAACUUGGAGGCAGAGGUGAAGAGCCGCAUCCACGAGCGUCGCGAGGAGUCCGGGCUUCAUCUUCCCCUGGUGCUCCACGAGGGCCUCAGCGCUGCCGCUCGAAGCCUGGCACAGUCCCAGCGCGUGCGGGAGCGGGAGGGCAAACUGAAGCCAGAUCGCCUCCGCUUGCGCACCAGUGAGGUGCAGGAAGUUUUGGGGCGGAUGCCCUUACCGCCAGGCUUUUCGGCCGCCCAGCUCUUCUUCCGAUCGACUGAACUGCCGCGGCUCUUUGGCCUCACCUCCUCAACGGGUGCGAAGGGGACGCCCAUGGGCGGCGGCGCACGAACGGACGACAAGGAUCAGGCGGCCGACAUCCUGGCGCGUGAAGCCGUGGGCUUCUGGGCCGCCCGCCAGUCCCAGGACUUAGCCUGGUCCGGGGCUGCCCUCUGUGGCAUCGGUGCGGCCUUGGACUACACGGUGAACCGAGGCUUCGUGGUUGCUCUGCUCAUAGGCUAUGAGGGCCUCUCUGCUGAAGCCUCCCACGGGCUGGCGGAGAGGCGUGAGGAGCUGGCCGGGCUUCGGAAGCGCCAGGCUGCUGCUGCCGAAGCUGCAGCGCAGGCUGCUCCGGCGCAGAGCUUCGGUGCACGGGUGCGGACUCUGGAUGCUCCCACCGCCGAUGCGGUGCUCCAUCGAAAGUGA
Messenger RNA from Symbiodinium sp. CCMP2592, 2706 nucleotides. NCBI's taxonomy places the organism in Eukaryota, Dinophyceae, Suessiales, Symbiodiniaceae. The record is from the annotation of a GenBank genome assembly.